AUGAAUGGAACAAACCACUCUGUAGUAUCUCAGUUUGUACUCUUGGGACUUUCCAAUUCCUUGGAGAUUCAGAUUUUUCUUUUUUUCUUUUCUUGUCUUUUUUAUUUAUCCAGUUUGGUAGGAAAUUUCCUCAUAGUCAUCACUGUAAUCUCUGCCCCUUCCUUGCGUUCUCCCAUGUAUUUCCUGCUGGCCAAUCUCUCGGUCAUUGAUCUAAUAUUUUGCUCCAUUGCAGCACCAAAAAUGAUUAGUGAUCUUUUUAGGAAGCAGAAAGUCAUCUCCUUUGGGGGUUGCAUAGCUCAGAUCUUCUUUAGCCAUGCUGUUGGAGGCACAGAGAUGGUGCUGCUCACAGCCAUGGCCUUUGACAGGUAUGUGGCUAUAUGUAAGCCUCUGCACUACUUGACUAUCAUGAGCCCAUGGAUGUGCAUUGUUAUUUUAGUGGGUGCCUGGGCCAUUGGUCUCAUUCAUUCAUCAGCCCAGUUGACUUUUGUAGUAAACUUGCCCUUCUGUGGCCCUAAUGUGUUGGACAGCUUUUAUUGUGACAUACCUCGGCUCAUCAAACUUGCUUGCACAGAUACUUAUAAGCUGGAAUUCAUGGUAACUGCUAACAGUGGAUUCAUUUCCUUGAGUGCAUUUUUCUUGCUCCUGCUCUCUUACUUCUUCCUCCUGGGCACUCUUCAAAAACAUUCCUUAGGAGGUUCACGCAAGACUGUUUCCACUUUGUCUGCUCAUAUUACUGUAGUGGUUUUAUUCUUUGGUCCACUUAUUUUUUUCUAUAUGUGGCCUUCUCCAUCAACACACAUGGACAAAUUUCUAGCCUUGUUUAAUGCAGUUUUGACUCCUUUCCUAAAUCCAGUCAUUUACACAUUCCGGAAUAAAGAAAUGAAGGAAGCAAUGAGAAAGUUGUUGAAGCAGCUCUUGGGUGUUAGAAAAUUCUGGCUUGAUGGGAAGACAGAAUCUAGUCUAAGUGACUCCUGGAAAUCAUAA
Messenger RNA from Cavia porcellus (domestic guinea pig), 984 nucleotides. Its product is annotated as olfactory receptor 4F15-like. Gene Ontology annotation, molecular function: olfactory receptor activity; G protein-coupled receptor activity. The record is from RefSeq and is a predicted model, not a curated record. Lineage: Eukaryota; Metazoa; Chordata; Mammalia; Rodentia; Caviidae. The transcript has a single exon. Bases 1 to 984 code for a protein of 327 amino acids. Gene Ontology annotation, cellular component: plasma membrane. Gene Ontology annotation, biological process: G protein-coupled receptor signaling pathway.